CGAAAAGACAAUUCUCCACCUGUGGAUAUCUAGGACACCAAGGGAAAAUGAGCUGUAUCCCCUGGAAAAGAUGAUGUCACAGAAACUAAGUCAGCGUACACUCCUUCUCUGCUUCUCUCUGUGGCUGAUACAGUACAGGGCUGUUGCUAAAAUCAGGAACGUUUAUCAUGGUAGUCUACUUAAAUGGUAAGAUAAUUUGAAUGUAAAUUUUGAAAGUAUCCUUUCUCCCUGCAUCUUGAGUAGCGGUUGAGUAGCUUAUGAUUAUGAAUUAUCACUCGCUACAGUUUAGAUCUUGCUUAAUUCCCAUCACUCCAUCUCACCAGAUAGGUCCCUUCCCCAUGUGUUCAGGGCAUGCCCUCUUGUACCUUUCUGUUCAAUCUGCAUCCACUUUCUUUUCCUGAUGUUGUUUUUCAUAUUUAGAGUUUUGGCUGUUUGUCACAAGUUUACAUUUGCUUUUUGUCUGCAGUUUAUCUCUGUUAAUGAAGAUUUUUCAUGUUCAUUUAACUACCUACAAAAUAAAGUUACUGUUCACUUUCUCACAUGCAGUUUUCAUUUUCCAACUAAUUUAAGAACAUACUUUUUACAUUGCAACCAACUAAUAUUUAAUUUUAAAGCAUAAUAAUUUUUUCUAAAACAUAAAUAUCAGUUUCUUGAUGGGUAAAAGUAAGUUAUGAAAGGUGAUAAUAAACAAUCAUUAAGAAAAAACUCAACAGAUCAACAAUGUUUUUGAAAAAUAUCAAGCAAAUAGGCAUUUAAAAUCAUCAUCCUCAGUGGCGUUACAGCCCAUAUAGGGCCCUGGCCAGCUCCACCACAUCCAUCUAUUCAGAGUGAUCCACGGCUUUCCACCUCCAAAAGCGAACCCCCAACUGGUGUAAAUCCUUCUCUACACUGUUGAUCCAUCACAGUCUUGGUCAACCAUUGAGCUGUCUUCCCCUAGGUUUCUGCCUGUAUAUCACUUUUGCUGCUCUACAAUCUGUCAUCCUAUCAAUAUGUUUGCAGUCUGCCUUUUCUUUUAAUUGACGUGACUAUUGGAGGGGUCUUUGUACAAUUGGUAUAGCUCUAAGACCAAGUUCCUCUAGCAAAAGUUAGACUACUGGUCUUAUGAUAAUGGCAUAUAUUGUCUUCUUUGUUCCCUUCAGAGGUUUUAGCUUCCCAUUAGCUUUUGUAAGCUGAAAUAGGAAGAGUUGUCUGCUGUUUCUUUCUUUCACCUCCAACAUUAUUUAUAAUUUGUACACAUCUCAAAAUAUUUUAGGAUUUUCUCUGCUUGGGGAGAGUGGGCCAGAGAAAAACAUAUUGUUAUCCUCAAAUCUCAAGAGUUCCUCAACCAAAGACGAAUUAAGUUGGUAAGCUUAAAUUUCUUUUUUUUUUUAAAAUCUACACUGCUCUUGCACAUAAUGAAAGUUUGUUAAGUUUUACACAUUUACUUCCUUUGAGCUUGACAUAAAUAUAUAGCUUCACCUGUAAUUGAGAAGAAAUACAAAUUUCAAAAGAUUAAACAUAUGCUUAGUAAAAGAUUCAGCUUCUGGGUUUUUCUCUUAAGUUCUUUAUUAGAAUAAACAUAUCAAAAUGGAGCCAAAAUAAAUAAAUUUAUAGCCUAUUUUUUUUUCUAAAAAUUUCCCGCUAUUUGUUAAUAGGCUUUUAGGAAAUGGUGCCAGAGGUUCUCACAGAGUACAGAGACUGAGAGACUUUAUCAGCAGGCUUGGAACAAUUAUUUACGAAUCAUACUCCAGCAGUGGGGAAUCUGGGCCAAAAGUGAGUUAUGUUCUAAUUUUACCCCAAUAAUUCCCUUUUUUCCAAUUUAAGAGUCCAUUAUAAUAAGCAAUAAUAAAUACUUGUGUGUGUUCAUUAUGAUAUGAAAUAUUUUAAAUAUAGCAGAUCAAUAUAGGAUUUUUUUUUUUAAAUGCACAAUGUAAAACAUUCAAGCAACAGGUAAUUUAGACUUUGUUGUAAUAAAGGCAAAAUAGAUUGCUGUUAAGAAUUAUGUUCAAUAAUUGAUAUGGAAAUCAAAACUUUUUAUUCAUUUUUAUUUUAAAAAUUGUCAAUGAAAAUUUUGAGUUAACUUUCAAUUUUAUCCUUUCAGCUAGUCAUAAACUUCAUUCUCUUCAGCAAGUCUUUCAACAGCAGCAAUCAAGGCAUGCUCUGCAAAGCUCUUUUACCUUCUGGAAGUCACUUACUGUCAAAGUAAAGAGCAUCCGUAGCAAUGCGAUGCACAAGCUUCUCUACAGGUAUUACAUAUGGCCUAUGAACUUGUAUUUUUAAAUUCUGGACCAGGUGCCUGCAAAAAUUUUAUGCCAGCUACUCUUUUAAAAAAAUGAUUUAUUUCUAUAUCACCAUAUUAACAAUACGCCCUGGGAUCCAUAAAAUAGGGAUGGGGUGGGGCUCGUUCCACAACCAAUGUUUUCAACCCAGGUUAUAAAAAAUUGUUUUUUAGAAAUAAUUUGUGGAAUUUGUUUUUUUAUUCCUUAUAUUUGAAAAUCAUUUUUUUAGCUUUUUGAAUUUACUACAGUAUCAAUUUGAUUUUAAGUUUAAACAGUGAUAUAUAUUUUUAUUUUUUUUAUCGGUUAUGUCUUGCCAGUUUAUGAAAUAAUUAUUGUUGUCAUCAAUGUUCCCUCUAAGUUUUACUGAUUCGUGUGCAAAAUCAUACAGUUGUGUGCAAAGUUUUACAGCAUCAAUUUUUUGUGUGCAAAUUGUUAUAGCCCACAAACACACACACAUAAAUUUGCUGCACAGAUACUCAAAACUGCUGCGCGGCAUCUGUGAGAUAGCUGCGCGGCAUCUGUGAGAUAGCUGCAUGGCCACUCAUUCGCGCAGCUUCAAGGGAACAUUGGUUGUCAUAGUAAUUUAAGUUUUUAAUAAUUACAGCCUGUAUUGAUCUUUUUUUUUUCCCCACAAAAAUCAAGCAGUGGGAUUUUUUUACAUUUUCAAACAAAUGUUUUGAGAUUGCUUUAUAAUAACAUCAAGCAAUGAGAUUUGUUUACAAUUUCAAACAAAUGUUUUGAGAUUGCUGUAAAAAAAACAUCAAGCAAUGAGAUUAAUUUGUUCACAUUUUAAAACAAAUGUUUUGAGAUUGCUGUAUAAUAACAUUUAUUACUGCAAUAAUUUUUCCCCCCCCAGUAUUUUCCGUGAUUGGCGACUCGCUGUGAGAGAGAUGAGAAACAAGAAACAUAAGGUUCUGCACUUCCAAGUUCAAUCCUAUACCUUGCUGGUGGGUUAAGAGCAUUUGCACACAGAAAAAUUAACUCACACUGUAUUCUAAAAUUACAUGUCAUAUCUGAGCAUGAAAUAUUUUGUUUGGUGGUAAUCUAAUGACAAGGCUCUCAAUCAUUGUAUGGCUUAACUAAUUUAAGUAUGACAUUCACACUAACCACACAAUAUUUUUUAACAGCUUCUAAUUCAGGAUGUUAACAGUUUUAUUUUUAAUCUAAUUUUUAUCAUAUUUGUCUCAUGCAGUGUUGUAAUACAACUGUUUUUGUAUACAUGUUAAUGCAACUAGGUCAAACGACAGUUCUUUCAAUGGCAUGAGGCUUACAAAAAAAGGCAGCAGCUGACUGAGGAGAGGAGAGUUCACAUUGAGCAGAUAGCCCUCAACUUUGCUGGUAUCUGGAGGAGGAAAGCUCAGAAGAGACGGGGUGAAAUGCUGACAAUUAUGUUUGAAAAAAGAAAGGUAAUUGAUGGAAAGAAAUUGAAAAGUGCAUCAAUUUAUACAAAGAAUAAAAGUAAUAAAUUUUUUAAACGCUUUAAAAAAUGUUUCAGUGGUCAUAUAAAAUGCUCUUGUUCAUUUUAAAAAUAUAUAAAAUAAAUAGAAUAGCCAAGCAAAUGAGUUUCCUAUCACCACUACACAAAAGCUUGACAUAAUUUCUGUAAGUAGGGAGUCUGAGAGAGUUAUCUACCUUUAAAAAAAAAAAAAUUAUCUUCCAUUGGUCUUUUAUGUAAUGAAUUUAUGAAUAAGUUGAUCUGUUUUGCAUUUUAAAAGUUUAAAAAAUGAUCUUAACAAUAAAAAAAACAUAAACGUUAUCUGAUCUAUCAGACAAAGCACUGCUUCCAACACUGGAGAGCUUCACUGUCGCACAUCCAAUUUCUGUACAACCAACUUGAUGACUGGUCAAGCAAGAAAAAUAUGCACGUGUUGAAAGUUUGUUUGAGGUCAUGGCAGACUCAGCUUGUUGCUAACCAGGCAAGAAAACUUUACAUGUCACGCCUGCUGCAUGCAAUGCUGGCUGAGUGGAGAGUAUUUGCUAAAGGUAAUUGAGAUUAGCUGUAGGAAAUGUUUAUCAUAAUGGUUUUAUUUGGGAUGCUAAAAGCUGAUAAUGUAAUCAUCUUAACCACUGUAAAAUUUUAUAAUUCUGCAGUGAAGCUAUUUAAAAAAAAAGGUAAAUCAAAAAAGGUUAUAACAAAAUGAGCUAGUUAUACAAUACAAUAAUGCUACUAAGAAGAGACCAUGCAUUUUUUGCUUGGAUGCCUGCCUUAUCACCAUGGAACUUGUGAACCAAAAUUUAAUUUGUACACUCUCCUAGCAUGUUUAAAAUAAGAUACAAAAGGAUUCUAAAUUUUUUAAAAGAUCAUAAAUGUUUUGUUAUUUAUAUUGUUUACACAUUUAGAAAAUAUUAAAUCUGCCGAUUGGCAAUAACUUGCUCUUAGUUAGGUUGCCAUUAGAGUUAUAAACCAAACUGAACACAUAGGCUGGCAUAGAUCUUAGUUUGGUUGCCAUUAGAGUUAUAAACCAAACUGAACACAGAGGUUGGCAUAGAUUACAAAAUAUAAUUUUUUUGCAUCACUCCUCUAUUUUUUUCAUAGCAGAGGGUAAAAAAUUGUUCAUUUCUUUUUUCCUAGUAAACAGAGAAAGACGAAUUAGAGGUUUAGCCUUAAAGAAAGCUCUUCAAGAACGAAGUCUCCAUGUCUAUUUUCAAUACUGGGUUGCAGUGACAAAAGUUAAACUGUCAGUACAACAAAAUGUGGAGCUAAAGUUGCAGAUUAGGUAAGAGGAGACUUAUAUUUUAAGGAAAAGUGACAAUUUUCUAGUUAUUUUUUAUUUUAAAAAUUUAUAAAAAAAUAUUUAUAACAAAUUAAGCUAAAUUUUUUGGACCACUUUGAGGUUUAAAAAAUAACAUUUGAAAUAAUAUUUAGUAAGAGGUCAAUGACAUUAGAACUAUAACUGUUUCAAAACAUUUUCAGAGUUUUCCGAGCAUGGCGUCAUUAUUCUCAUAAACUGCAUCACUUGAGAGAACUUCAGGCCCUUAUGACAAGGAAUGUCUGUACUCGAAUCCUGCACAAUGCCUUCCAGAAUAUCCGCUGGCGAGCAGAGUACUGUACCAGCCUUCACGACAUGGCUGAGAGAAUUGUCAAGGACAAGGAGCUGGCCACCAUGAGGGCUGUUGUUGUCAUGUGGAAAGAAAGAAUCAACAAACUUGUGUCAGUCAGGUGAGGGCUUGAGACUGCUGUCUGGUAAUUGGUUUUAUUUAUAAGGUAUCAGCCAUGUAUGGCAUAAAACAUAAAUAUUUUUUUUAAUAAAAAUUAUUCAAGAUUCUCCAUUUGCUGCAAUCAGGUUCGGAAAAUUAAAAAUAGCUUUUAACUUUAAAAAAUCUUGAGUGACUAUAUUUUUCAAAUAGAGAAGGUUAACAAAUAAUAAUAAUAAAUAAUAACUUUGAUCUACAUAGCUUCAAGAAUCUUAGAAUGAUUUACUGAAUAUACCAUGCCUCGCGUAAUCUGCAAAAUUUAAAUAUUCAUUAAAAAUGUUAUUAUAAAAAAGGAAAUGCAGACCUAAGCAAUUGAUAUUAUAUAAUUAGACAUCUUCAUUAAGAAAUUUUUUUAAGAAUUUUGAGAUUUCUACAUUUUCUUUCAUACCAUUUAUAAAUAAAAUGUAAGUUCAAAGAAGUUAUUAACAAAAUGAGUCACUAUAUCACGUUGGUUUCACUUUCUGCUCAUGGUCAGAUGCUACAAACAUAUGUUGACCAUCAGAGUGGUCAAGCGGUGGCACAGAUUUGUCCAUAAAAAGUGCUUAGACAGAAAACAAGACAGGGACAACUGGGAGAAAGCUGUCAGUUUUUACAAUAAAAUUUUGUGGUAGGUUCUUUUUAAAAAAAAUCUUUAUUCAUAAAUACAUAAAUCCUGCAUCAAUCUUUAACAACCUCACCAGUAGAAAGUUUAUGGUCAAUCACUCAAAGUCUAAGAUUAGUCAAUCAUUCUAAGUCUAAGAUUAUAGCCAAUCACUUUAAGUCUAAGAUUAUAGUCAAUCACUUUAAGUCUAAGAUUAUAGUCAAUCACUUUAAGUCUAAGAUUAGUCAAUCAUUCUAAGUCUAAGAUUAUAGCCAAUCACAUUAAGUCUAAGAUUAUAGCCAAUCACUUUAAGUCUAAGAUUAUAGCCAAUCACUUUAAGUCUAAGAUUAUAGUCAAUCACUUUAAGUCUAAGAUUCAAGUCACCCCACCAAGUCAUGAGAUAAUCUCUCAGACAACUUCAGACAAUAUGGAUAAAUAAAAUAAUAUAUUAACUCACUAGACCUAUAUUUUGCAUGUUCAUUAAAAAUAGAAUUAAUUUUUCCGUUUUAAAAAAUUAAAAUUUGAAUGAACAUUUUUUUCCAGUAAGUCUGCAUUUUCAGCAAUGAAACUGGAGGUCUCAGUACAUCAUAUGGUUGAAAAAAGGUCACAGCGUUUGUGCAAUAAAUAUGCCAAGAUGUGGAAGAAUAAAGUUGAUCUUUGUGUUACAGCUAUAUUUCUGGUGGGUAACAUGAUCAUUUUUAAAAAAAAAAAACUUAUUUAAAUAAUUAUUUUAAAAACAUAAUCAUUUAUCACAAUGCUUAAGGAGAUGUUUGAUAGUUGAUUUGAACUAAAAAUUAUUUCUUAAUUCUUAUCAACUUGAUUUUUGAUUCUUGAGGAUUUUUUUUUUCCUUCUUUUUUCACAUUGGUUUGUAAAUGACAAUCAUCUGUCUUUGUACAACAUUUGUGUGGCUAGUGUAUACAUAACUUUGGCACUCUACAUUUAAUACCCAUAAAGUCAUCUUGCUUAUCAAAAAAAGAUAUAUAUGGUUCAACUGUAGUAAUAAUAUUUCCCCACCAUGUCAAUCUUUGGGAACACACCCAUGAAGAAAUUACCAGUCCCAAAGGUAUUGAAAGCAAAAAGCAGUAGUUUAAAUUUAUUUCAUUGUGCUGUCAUACUGGUAACUUAUUAACCAAACAUAUGACAUUCUUACAUGUUCUGUGUAUUUUAGUAAGAAGAUGCUAAUAAUAAACAUUUUUUUUAUCAACGAAUACGUUUAAGAUAAAUAUUUUUCACUCGUUCACCUUAAAGGAGCAAGAGUUUGUCCAGAAAAGAGUGUGGGCCAAAUGGAGGAGAGAAUAUAUCAAAGCAUACUCUACACAGAAGAUAGUUGAACAAUAUGAAAAGCAAACCCUCAGCCAGGUACAUUUGAACCAUUAUAAUUAAAUAAAUUUUACAACUGUUAGUGAGCCUCAAUGUACUGCUUUUAAUGGGGUUGACUUAACUGUAAGUGAGCUGUUAAACUAACAUUGGUCAGUGUCAUGGUUGCAUUUAGCAAUGAGGCUUUUUGAGGUUUUAGAUUUUCGUCUGGAAAAAAAUAUAUUUUUUUUUAAAUAACAGACUUCGGACGGUUGAGUUUUCAAUAACUGGCUAAUGUACGUCCUUAUUUGCCCUAUAGAGCAAACAUUUUAGGAAGUCUCACUAACCACACAAAUAAUAAUGACUACCAUCUCUGUGCAUGAGUCUACAUGAUUAACUUAACCACUCAUGCUUUAAAUGUUAGAUCCUGUUGACAAUGCCCAUUAUCUAAAAAAAAUAAAGUUACUAUUAUUAGUUAUGUUUUGCUAAUUUGCCAAUCUUAACUAUAAUUACUGACCUGUCAUUGUACACUUAUAGAUUUUCAAAGCAUGGCGAAAACUGGCGGUUUCAACAAGAUCUAAACUGCUACAACUGCAACAAAUUAAACCAGGUCAAGCAUCGCAGGGGCCUGUGGACAACCAACGUGACACCAGAGUGUCAAUGUUACCAGUUCCUUUGUCACAGUCUAGGCAGUCUCCAGUAUUCAUCUCCUCACCUGUUGGAAAAUCUGGACACAAAACUAAUAAUAAUCAUUGAAAAUUGUUUUAAAUACUUGUUCUAUCCCUGAUAUCCAAUUCCUUUGUUAAAAUUACCUUAGGAAUAACUACACACUGAGCAGCUACCAACCAAAAAUUAAAUGGGGAUUAAAUUUUUAAUUGUAUGUGCACAUUAAUUUUUGAGACCCUUGUUAGAAAUAAAAAAACAUUGAGCAAAUAGGGAGCUUUCUUUCAACUUUGGCUUUAACUUUACCCCUUCAUUUAUUUUUCCUAGAGCUAAGCAAGUACCUUUUUAUUUUAUUUUAUUAUUAAAAUUUAAUAAUAUGUCUCCAUUUUUUUUUGGUACCAUGAUAUAGAAUUUCUACCAGUGUUUCUUUGGAAGGGUUAUAACCUUUAACUUUAAACCAUUUGUGUUGAAAUUUCAGCACAACCAUUUAUGUCUCUGAUUUGGCUAAGCAUUAUAUAUGCACAUUAUUACUUUUGAAAAAGUGUUAAACAUUGACAUUUUUUUUUAUAUUUUACAAAAUCCUUUGAAAUUCCAUGCACAGUGAGAGUGAAAUUUAGGAGAAC
Molecule: messenger RNA, 8616 nt
Organism: Lymnaea stagnalis (great pond snail)
Lineage: Eukaryota; Metazoa; Mollusca; Gastropoda; Lymnaeidae
Source: the annotation of a GenBank genome assembly